CUCGGCCCCAGGCAGUUUUAGCACCAUCACAAACCCGCUUCAUCGCCAGCUGUUGGUCAAUUGAACUGGCUUGUUGCCCUACAGCAUCAUGGCUUUGAACGCUUACACCCUUAACGUCAACUACGAAGCGCAGCUCGAUGCCUUCAAGGAUUUUCUGAAGCAUUUCAAAAGUUUUGAGUCUGCCUCGGAAUCGGCUGCGACAGAAGCCAUUGAAGACCUUCGCAUUGACGAGGAUGGCACCAGCGAUGAAUACGAUUUUAUGGAUGAUGUCGCCCAGGAGGGCGGCGCACAGCGAGCUGGUCGCAGACGUCGGGAGCCUAAGCUCAAAUACAUGCAGGUAUUGCAGGAGGUCGCUGACCGGGAGCGCACAAACAUUCUGAUCGAGCUGGACGACCUCGCUACUUAUGAGAAAGGCCUUUCGGAUGACAUGGACCUGCGGCUUGUUGAAUCCGUGCAGAAGAACACCUACCAUUAUAUCGAUCUUUUCUCUCGUGCGGUUGAUGACUUGAUGCCGAAGGAAAGCAAGGAGAUCACUUUCAAGGAUGAUGUGCUCGAUGUUAUCAUGUCGCAGCGUGAGAAGCGCAACGAGGCCAUGAACAUGGCUGCAGAGGCCAAUGCCGACGCCGAUGCCGCCCAGUCUAUCUUUCCACCCGAGCUGACACGCCGGUACACCAUGAACUUCAAGCCCCUCACCCCUUCCGGCUCGAGCAGCGACCGCCAAUCCAAGGCCCUGGCAGUGCGCAAUGUCCGCGCAGAGCACAUUGGUGGCUUGAUCACCGUUCGGGGUAUCACAACCCGUGUCUCGGAUGUCAAGCCAGCUGUUGAAAUCAACGCCUACACUUGUGAUCGCUGUGGAUGUGAAGUGUUCCAACCGGUUACUACGAAGCAGUUCCUUCCUAUGUCCGAAUGUGUGUCCGAAGAAUGCAGGACGAACAACUCCAAGGGGCAACUGUUCCUCUCCACUCGCGCUUCCAAAUUCGUUCCUUUCCAAGAGGUCAAGAUCCAAGAAAUGGCCGAUCAGGUGCCCGUUGGCCAUAUCCCACGAACCAUGACUAUCCACUGCCAUGGAAGUCUCACACGCCAGCUCAACCCGGGAGAUGUUGUUGACAUCGCAGGAAUCUUCCUCCCCACGCCUUACACCGGUUUCAGAGCCAUCCGUGCGGGCUUGCUGACGGAUACUUACAUGGAAGCCCAGCAUAUCACGCAGCACAAGAAGUCAUACAACGACACGGCCAUGGACAGCCGAACUCUCCGCAAGAUCGACCAGUACCAGAAGUCCGGAAAUAUGUACGAGUACUUGUCGCGGUCAAUUGCCCCCGAAAUCUACGGACAUCUUGAUGUCAAGAAGGCGCUGCUUCUGCUCCUGAUCGGUGGUGUCACGAAAGAGAUGGGCGACGGCCUGCACAUUCGUGGUGACAUCAACAUCUGCCUCAUGGGUGACCCUGGUGUUGCCAAGUCCCAGUUGUUGAAGUAUAUUUCCAAGGUCGCCCCUCGUGGUGUUUACACAACCGGCCGGGGAAGCAGUGGUGUUGGUCUUACUGCGGCUGUUAUGCGGGACCCCGUGACGGAUGAGAUGGUUCUGGAGGGAGGUGCCCUGGUCCUGGCAGACAACGGUAUCUGCUGUAUCGAUGAAUUCGAUAAGAUGGAUGACUCGGAUCGUACGGCCAUUCACGAAGUGAUGGAACAGCAAACCAUUUCCAUCUCCAAGGCAGGAAUCACGACCACCCUCAACGCUCGUACCUCUAUCCUGGCAGCAGCCAACCCGCUUUAUGGCCGUUACAACCCCCGAGUCUCUCCAGUUGAGAACAUCAACCUUCCCGCGGCUCUCCUUUCGCGUUUCGAUGUCAUGUUCCUUAUUCUCGAUACCCCUUCGCGCGAAGCAGACGAGGAGCUGGCUAGCCACGUCACCUAUGUCCACAUGCACAACAAGCACCCUGAGCACGAGGAUGCCGGCGUUAUGUUCACGCCUCAGGAAGUCCGCCAGUACAUUGCUAAGGCGCGUACCUUCCGUCCUGUUGUUCCCUCCGCUGUGUCCGAUUACAUGGUCGGAGCCUAUGUAAGGAUGAGGAAGCAGCAGAAGAAGGACGAGGCAGAGAAGAAGCAGUUCUCCCAUGUGACGCCCCGUACGCUUCUCGGUGUUGUUCGUCUGUCGCAGGCCUUGGCGCGUCUCCGAUUCAGCAACGAAGUUGUCACCGAGGAUGUCGACGAGGCCCUGCGCCUGGUCGAGGUCAGCAAGGCUUCGCUGGCCAACGACGGCCAGUCAAGCUUGGACCAGAGCCCCACCAGCAAGAUCUACUACCUCAUCCGCAGCAUGAUGGAGAGUGGUGCUGCGGCUGUGGGCGAUGGAGACGGCAGCGAAUUGAGCAUGAGGAGAAUCCGGGAGAGAGUACUUGCCAAGGGUUUCACGGAGGACCAACUCAACGUGACGAUUGACGAGUAUGAGCAUAACAACGUCUGGCAAGUUCUGGGCGGUGGUACCCGCCUCGUCUUUGUUGAUGCUAUGGACAUGUAAACGGCUAUUACUUAAUUUAGCACGAGUCUGCAGUCAUACGUUUCUGCUAUCUUUCAUCGAUUAUUUUUUCAACUAUUUAUCUUCAUCCGAGAGACGUGCACGAGGCCAUGUGAGAUUCCUGUGGGAGGGUAGAACCCGGACCGGUGUUUGGUGUUUAUUUCUUGAUAUCAUCACAACUAAAUGAAUGGCAUUGAAUAAUCAAGCAGUA
Molecule: messenger RNA, 2720 nt
Organism: Aspergillus vadensis CBS 113365
Lineage: Eukaryota; Fungi; Ascomycota; Eurotiomycetes; Eurotiales; Aspergillaceae
Product: DNA replication licensing factor MCM7
Exons: 4
Coding region: 89-2512 (807 amino acids)
Biological process (GO): DNA replication; double-strand break repair via break-induced replication; DNA replication initiation
Cellular component (GO): MCM complex; nucleus
Molecular function (GO): single-stranded DNA helicase activity; ATP binding; ATP hydrolysis activity
Source: RefSeq, a predicted model, not a curated record